This is a messenger RNA of Durusdinium trenchii, 393 nucleotides long. Lineage: Eukaryota; Dinophyceae; Suessiales; Symbiodiniaceae. The record is from the annotation of a GenBank genome assembly.
AUGCUCUGUGGAAGUAUUUCUUGUUCAAAGUUGCAUCUUGCCUCAGGCCCCAAGCUGAAUUUUGGCAGUUCAGAGGGACAGCGCUGCCUCGAACCGAAACUGGCCUUUUCGGUUGAUCCGCUCCUCCCUCGAGGCUUGACGCUGAAUGCAAAGACUGGCACUAUCAUCGGAGUACCGAUUCCCAAAGAUCCAUCUUCGAAGGCUCGCUGGCAUAUCAUCACAGUCACAGCUCCCGCAAAGGGCUACGGCGGUAUUGACAUUGGGGAUGUACCGCUGACACGCUGUGUGAUCAGCCUCACAGUGCUGCCGGAAAACUCGAGCUGUGAGCAGCCAAUCCCGAAGUUCUGCCAUGAGAAGGGGGCCCUGACACCCUCUCCCAACUGCGCUAAUUAA